Sander lucioperca (pikeperch) is the source of this 619-nucleotide messenger RNA. RefSeq names its product prostate-associated microseminoprotein (gene msmp2). NCBI's taxonomy places the organism in Eukaryota, Metazoa, Chordata, Actinopteri, Perciformes, Percidae. Bases 216 to 605 code for a protein of 129 amino acids. The transcript is spliced from 4 exons. The record is from RefSeq and is a predicted model, not a curated record.
UGUAGAAAGUAGAGAUAAAGACGUGCUGGUACAGUAUAAAUAUCUGAGCCCACAGAGAGAGAGAGAGCAUCAGUGGCACUGAGGAGAAGACGCAGAGAGCCAAAAGGGGCAAAGAGGGAAUAGAAAAACAACAAGAGGGUGAAUGAAGGCAAGAGGAACAGAAAAAGAAGUAAGGGAAGCUUUUUAUAUUACACAGUGGACACUUUAAAAUAGAAAUGGCCAACACAGCAGGAGGAGUGCUUUUGGCUAUACUGUUCCUGAGUGCCAGUGUACCAUGUUUCUCUGUGUAUAACAGUGGCGAGUGCUUCUUUAACACUAAAGGGAGCUGUGAACACAUGGGACAGGUGUACGGGAUAGGAGAGAGCUGGAUAACCAAUGACUGUUACCAGUGUGUCUGCAUGGAGCCUUUUGGUGUAGGAUGUUGUGACCAUGGAUCUAAACCUGUGGACUAUCCAGACUGGUGCGAGAUCAUCCGUAAACCUGACUCUUGUACGAGUGUUGCAGUGAUGAGAGUAAAUCACAAACUACCCUGCCUCUGGGGACGAGGCCGUCUCAGACCAGCUUCAGGCAAACCGUGGAAUUCUGACAAUGAUCCUUUAUUUUGAGUUCAGCAAUUAAU